This is a messenger RNA of Entrophospora sp. SA101, 1473 nucleotides long. The record is from the annotation of a GenBank genome assembly. NCBI's taxonomy places the organism in Eukaryota, Fungi, Glomeromycota, Glomeromycetes, Entrophosporales, Entrophosporaceae.
AUGCAAACCUCUUCCUCCACAACAUCACAAAAUGCCACCAAUUCUUCUUUAAUAGACAUUGGUGUGAAUAUUUUUUUGGGAAUUUGUCGCUUUCCUUUUCUGAUUAUAUCAAAAAUAUUUCAAAAACUUUUGAGUCCUGUGAAACGAACUACACAAAGACGCACUCAAAAUCAUUCACCUACAUUAGCCUUCAGAAUAAUAUGGAUGAUCGCUUUGUUACUUGGUGAAAUAUUAAUAUUCUCUUUUUCAAUGAAAAAAUGCUCUUGGCCCGAAGCUACAGAAUGGGAUACUUCAAUAGCAACACCAUUUCAUGUUGCAUUAAUAGCUGAUCCACAAAUAAUAGAUGAUUAUUCUUAUGGUAGAACGGGCAUUCUCCAGAAAAUAUCAGAAAUUUAUCCUGAUAUGUAUAUGAGAAAAAAUUGGAUCAAUUUACAAACUAUUUUUGAUCCUGACGCAAUAAUUUUUAUGGGUGAUCUAAUGGAUGGAGGAAGAGAGUUGGAUGAUAACAAAUGGGAAAGUGAAUUGCAUAGAUUUCAACAUUUGUUUUUUCCAAGAAAACCUACAAAAACUCCAAUAUAUUAUAUGGCUGGAAGUCAUGAUAUAGGAUUUGGUGAUAAAAUUGUUGAUGAAGCAUAUAAUAGAUUUAGAAAAUUUUUUGGUAGAGUUAAUUAUAUGGUCAACCUUGGCAAUCAUUUGAUUGCAGUAAUUGAUACUAUCGCAUUAAGUGGAUCAAAUGAAGCUUCAAAACAAGAAGCCAUGUCAUUAAUAGAAAAAAUAGCUGAAGGCAAUUCUUCAAAUUUAAAUCUUCCGAAAAUAUUGUUGACUCAUGUUCCAUUAUAUCGACCACGUGAUACUGAUUGUGGUCCACUUCGUCAAAAAAAUAAUUAUAUUAAUCAAGGCCGUGAUUAUCAAUAUCAAAAUUUGGUGAGAAAAAAUAUAACAGAUUUAUUAUUAGACAAGAUAAAACCAUCAGUCGUAUUUAGUGGAGAUGAUCAUGAUUAUUGUGAAAUUAAGCAUGAGGAAGCUGGUGAAAUAACAGAAGUCUCAAUAAAUAGUUUUAGUUUUGCAAUGGGUGUGCCUAGACCAGGAUUUCUACUUUUAAGUUUGUACAAUCCACCUAAAGCAGACAAUACUUCAUCUUCAUCCCCAAUAAUUGAUAAUUCCACUGUUAAUAUUACUAACAAUAACAGUUAUAUUAAUAAUAACACGACACCAACAUUCUUAUAUUCACAAUGCCUAUUACCAAAUCAACUCCGUAUAUAUUAUUGGUAUUUGGUGUUAUUAAUUGUGACAAUAUUAUGCAUCUUUUCCCAUACAUUUGUUAAAAUUCGACGGAACAAUGAGAUUUUACCUGUGUGGCAAAGAUAUCAGCAACCAAAAGGCAAAUGGAUAAUGUUUAGUUCACAAUAUUGGAAAUUGGCAUCAAAAGAAUUAGGGAAUAUCGCAUUGUUUGCAUUAUCAACAUCAUCUUAG